This is a messenger RNA of Drepanopeziza brunnea f. sp. 'multigermtubi' MB_m1, 921 nucleotides long. The record is from RefSeq and is a predicted model, not a curated record. NCBI's taxonomy places the organism in Eukaryota, Fungi, Ascomycota, Leotiomycetes, Helotiales, Drepanopezizaceae.
AUGGUCGAACUCUGUCACAAUUCAUCGAACGAUGGCAUGCAUUCCACCUACCUAGCCUUUGGCCCUAGUAAGCUACAGGUAAGCAUCCGAGCAUCUGAGGAUUCCCAAUUCAUGUACACUCGUGGCACUGGUUUCCAUAAAUGCUCUCUGAUUACUCAAUUUGGCCUGCCUAGAGGCGGAACCGACGAGUCCUACAGGACAGCCUCCACGUCGCAUGUGGUUGUUGACCAAACAGUGGCAAUCUUGCAUCCGCUCGUAAAGAUCGCCAAAGGCCAUCUCUCACGCACUCGAAUCAAUGCCUCGUCGAGGGGCGAUAGCGGUCGUACUUCUGUUGCUCCAACUCACAAGAGAUUGCAUGCCGCACUAAUUCUCACCCGCUCAACACUGCUGCCCGCUCCCUGUUUUCAUCUCCUAGCCGCAGAUCAAAACAAGCAUCAUACAUUUGCCGAUUGCUCAGCAUCUCGUUUCGUUUUGAACCCCCUCCUCCUAUUACCGCCAACUGUAUUCAUUGAAUUAGUAAGAUUUUCUACAAGGUUGCAGACUCGUAGGGGAAUGCACGCCGGCGGCGUCACGCGAACCCGUACUUUUGGAGCUGGGAAGCACGCCUACCCCGGCCGCUUCUCUGCCGCUGUCGAAGCCCAACCCGUGCUCGUGAAGCUGCUGCAGACGAUCGAUUCUAAAUCGAGGGAUGGGCAGGAGAGGCCCCAGGACGGAGUGUGGAGCGAGCAUCCCGCUUCCGAAGAGUGGAGCCGUGAUUAUGCUCCACAACCGGCGACGCUGAGUGAGGUGAAGCUGGUUUCCAGCAUUGGGAUUGGACUCGGUGUGGGGGCGCGUGCGAAUCGCAGACCUAGUGGCGAAAUGCUGCAUUUCGCACCACAACCUUCCCAAGAUGUCAAGCUCGCCGCCCCCUCUAACAGGUGA